Ruditapes philippinarum (Manila clam) is the source of this 2372-nucleotide messenger RNA. RefSeq names its product forkhead box protein L2-like. Lineage: Eukaryota; Metazoa; Mollusca; Bivalvia; Venerida; Veneridae. Gene Ontology annotation, molecular function: RNA polymerase II cis-regulatory region sequence-specific DNA binding; DNA-binding transcription factor activity, RNA polymerase II-specific. Gene Ontology annotation, biological process: cell differentiation; regulation of transcription by RNA polymerase II; anatomical structure morphogenesis. The transcript has 4 exons. Bases 139 to 1356 code for a protein of 405 amino acids. The record is from RefSeq and is a predicted model, not a curated record.
UUUGCUUUGACUGUUAACUUCAUAAUGCCAGUAAAUGAGCUUCGCAUAUGUUUAUUAACAGUGUUACAUUUCAUGUACCAUUUCAAAACAUCCAUAUUUUAUGUUUGACAACACUCAUUACUCUUUUUUUCGUGAAAAAUGGAUUUUACUUCUGGAAGGUACCCAUUAAAUGAUCCAAAGUUUUCAUUAGGAAGUUAUUACAAUUCCGAUGCGGAAAAAAACACUACGUGUGAACUUCCAAAUUUGCAGAACUCGAUUCAUUUUCCGAAAUACGGAUAUAGCACCGUAAGGCACGUGCUAUCGGAUAAUUUUGCAGACGACAUUGCAGAAGACUUUAACGAAAGUGAAAAUAAACUUGAAGAUGAAGUAUGUGACGAUAUUGAAAGUAAUUCAACACAUUAUUCGUCUGAUUCAAAAGCGCGGGUAGAGAACGCUGUCCCUUCACGUGGAACUUAUUGUAUGAACGACAAAAUGACAGCUGCAGACGACAAACGGAGUGAAAUGGAGGAGACGAACUAUAUAGUGAAACUUGAGAAAAUGUCUCCAGACUCGUCGGGUGGAGUUAGGGAAACUCUGAAAGUCAACGGCCUUAGUGACAAAAAGAAAAACGCGGAUGCGCGGAAUAAAGAUCAAGACCCAAACGUAAAACCACCGUAUUCCUACGUCGCGUUGAUUGCCAUGGCAAUAAAAGAGUCCGGCGAGAAACGACUGACGUUAAGCGGAAUCUACCAGUUUAUAACAAACAAGUUCCCUUAUUACGAGAAAAAUAAAAAGGGCUGGCAAAAUAGUAUACGUCAUAAUCUUAGCUUAAACGAGUGUUUCGUUAAAGUGCCAAGGGAAGGUGGCGGAGAAAGAAAGGGAAAUUAUUGGACCCUUGAUCCAGCCUUUGAGGACAUGUUCGAAAAAGGAAAUUACCGCCGACGCCGACGAAUGAAAAGACCAUACCGCCCGGCGAUUGCUCUGACAAAGUCUUUCUUCGGUGACCCUGCUCAUUGUGCCUUUGGACAAUUUUCUUUUGCCAAGAACUACUUUUCUCCACCGCCUUAUUCUCAGUAUUCGGCGUAUCAUUCAUGGUCCCUGCCUGGACAUAGCCCGACCCCGGGGCCAACUUCAAUGAAUAUGAACUACAACUCAUGCGGACAGAGUUCAAGAAUGCCUCACACCGGGUCGUCACUCGGCUCAUGCGGAUACGGGUCUAUACAAACAGGUUUCCAACUCGGUACAAACUCAGGCAGCCAUUAUUCCCAGCUAGGUGAUUAUUCUUCCGUCCCGCCGACGGCACCGCUGACGUUCUCCUGCCGGCAACAGAGUGAACCCUUUAAUCCAGUCCACUAUGCAUAUUGGUCCGACAGAUGAUUCAGAAAAGGGUUAUAAAUACCAAAAACAAAUGCUACUAGGACUUUAGAACUGUUAUAUUCUUGGAGUGAGAGAUAUACAAAUGUACUUUAAAAUAACACGAGUUGUUGGUUUGCACAUGGACUUUUAAAAACGUUAGGUGUGCCAUUUUUUGUCUGUGCCAAAUUUGGAUAUUUAUACCAAUUUAACCUAUUCAUUUAUCUAGAAGUGUAAAAUGUCUAGAAUUUUCUCAAACACAUGUGUUAACUUACACGAUCAAGGAAAGCCUAUGCAACUCUUACCUCCAGCAGGUAAGGUGGUUUUGAUCCCCGGUGUUGCUUUUAGUUUGUAACACCCGAGGUAAACCAAAAUUUAAUGUCCUGUUUCGGCGUAAUGUGGCCUAAAUUGAGUUGGUGCGCCGUAAAACAAAACAAACUAAUCAUACCAGUUUAAGGUAAUAAAGAAAUGUUACUUAUGCUAAAGUACGUGGUUUUGUGUUUUAAAAAAUGCGUUGCAGAAAUGUUCCUUGUGUUAUUACAUUUUCAUUCUUUUAAUUUUUAUAAGCAUAUAAAUUAAUUUAAAAUGAUAUAAAACUGCACGUUUGUAACGUGAAUUUUCAUUGGAUAUUCAUUAUAACGUUUGUUCUUUUUUUUUGUAACAUAAAGAAAUAGUGCUGUAUCUUAAUUUUGCUAUAAAGAUUUUUGAGAGGUAGUAAAUAUUAACAUUGGCUUUAUGCAAACCUGAGCCGUGAGGCGAGGAUUACAUACGUUACAAACGGUAAAACCUGCAAUAAACCUUUAUAAAGAUAGCAUAAGUAGGAUGCCUUUUAUAAACUAAUGUUUAAAAAAAACUAUUUCUUUCUUUCUUUCUUUUUUUCUUUGUGCUUUUCUUUUAUUUUAUUUGGUAGAUAUAUAUAAAUAGAUUGUCGAAAAUCUUGUUAUUUACUAUUUAUAUAAUUAUUUAAUGAUUAAUCUUUUUCAGGCUUUUUUAUUUUGUGCGAUGAUGUGUAUUUAUAUACAACAGAAGUAUGUUAAACA